UGCAAGCGUCGUCAGGCAGGCCGGGUCAAUAACAAAUGGGCAGGUAGGUACAGGGGGGUCAGGCAGAGAAUGGUCGGGGUCACAAGCCAGGGAUCAGAACAGGAGAAGUCAGCAGAGGUCCAGAUCAAGCAGGGUCAUCAACAAGACAGGAACAGGAACAGGAACAGGAUGCAGGAACAAGAUACAGGGCCCAGGAAAAACACACACACACCAAGGCAGAGUCUGCAGGUCUGGCCAUCCCUUAAAUACACCUGCAUAAGCAGUUUCAGGUGUUUGGCUGGCUGCAGGGUUGAGUCUCUGAUUGCUGGGAGCACCCACUGGCCAGCCCUGGUACUGCAGCCCAUACGGCAGGUGAGUCCCACCAUUGCUGGCCAGUCCAUUCCUGACAGUUGCAGUAGAGAC
Molecule: messenger RNA, 402 nt
Organism: Staurois parvus
Lineage: Eukaryota; Metazoa; Chordata; Amphibia; Anura; Ranidae
Source: the annotation of a GenBank genome assembly